ACUUAUGCCGCUUAGUGCAGUGUAAAAGGAGAUCAGAGUAAUGCCUUUAAUGUUCUCAUUUUCCAGAUUUAAUUUCUAUUUCAGAGUCAUUAGCAGAUUGGAUCCUACUGUCAGUCAAUAUCUACAACGUCGUUGGAUGCAUAGACGAGAAUUGUGGGCAGCAUGUUUUAGAGACAACGUGCUGACUUUUGGGAAUGAUACCAAUAAUCGCGUCGAGAGCUCUCACAAGCAAAUGAAACGGUAUUUGCAAAGAUGUGAUAGUCUGCAUAAAAGUAUGCUAAAGGUGUAUAAAUGGUAUGAACGAAGUUUUUCAAGAAUACAACAGGAGGCGGUUAUUGCCCAGUCGCGAUGCUUCACUUAUCCAUGUGCACAACGUGUAAUCCCAAUAAUACGAUUGCUGACGCCCUACGCCGCGAGGAAGGUAAUACGUGAAUACCAAUGGCGACGAUGGGCUACUGUUGAGUUUGAAUCUUUUGAUUAUGUAUUUUUCAAAGAAAAUGGGAAUACAGUGCAGGUUGAUCUGAGUGCUUGCACCUGCACGUGCUUUACAUUUCAGACCUGUCGGUACCCCUGCCGACACUUGCUUUUGGUCCACUUCAGAAAGC
Molecule: messenger RNA, 605 nt
Organism: Trichobilharzia regenti
Lineage: Eukaryota; Metazoa; Platyhelminthes; Trematoda; Strigeidida; Schistosomatidae
Source: the annotation of a GenBank genome assembly